Molecule: messenger RNA, 710 nt
Organism: Aspergillus sclerotioniger CBS 115572
Lineage: Eukaryota; Fungi; Ascomycota; Eurotiomycetes; Eurotiales; Aspergillaceae
Gene: aspf13
Product: allergenic cerato-platanin Asp F13
Exons: 1
Coding region: 130-585 (151 amino acids)
Source: RefSeq, a predicted model, not a curated record
CCCCAAGAUAUCCUCUCAUUCAGUCCUCAUCAAGCCUCCAUUCCAAUACUCUACUAAACCCCAAUCACCACCACCCAAAAACAACCACUCCAACACUCAAAGAAGUCCAUCUUCAAACUUCCUAUCACAAUGAAGACCUUUACCGUCGCUUUCUCUCUCAUCUCCCUCUUCUCCUCGGCCCUGGCCAUGCCUGCCGACGCCGCCGCCACCGGCACUUCUGUCUCUGUCUCAUACGACACCAAAUACGACGACUCCAACGGUUCCUUGAGCACAACUGCAUGCUCCGACGGUGCCAACGGCCUGGUCACCAAGGGCUACCCUACCUUCGGUUCCCUCCCCAACUUCCCCAACAUUGGCGGUGCUCUCACCAUUCCGAGCUGGAACUCUCCCAACUGUGGCGCAUGCUAUGCCCUGGAGUACCAAGGCACCAUCGUCUACAUCACUGCCGUUGAUACCGCGCCCAGUGGCUUCAACAUCGGCCUGGACGCCAUGAACACCCUCACCAAUGGCCAGGCCGUCGAUUUGGGCCGCAUCACUGCCACCUACACUCCAGUGGAUGCCAGCUUCUGUAAAAUGAGCGAUUAAUCUGGCUUUUCGCCCGGAAUGAAAGUUGGUCUCAAUGGAGACUGGUUGAAGCAGAUUGAAUGGUAUUUUUUUUUGUUUCGGGUUUACGUUGGAUGCUCACUUCAAAUACUCUCCUUUAAUUGUUA